Oncorhynchus mykiss (rainbow trout) is the source of this 1226-nucleotide messenger RNA. It is a transcript of the gene asip2b, whose product is annotated as agouti signaling protein, nonagouti homolog (mouse) 2b. Gene Ontology annotation, molecular function: type 1 melanocortin receptor binding; neuropeptide hormone activity. Lineage: Eukaryota; Metazoa; Chordata; Actinopteri; Salmoniformes; Salmonidae. Gene Ontology annotation, biological process: adult feeding behavior; positive regulation of feeding behavior; hormone-mediated signaling pathway. Gene Ontology annotation, cellular component: extracellular region. The record is from RefSeq and is a predicted model, not a curated record.
AUUUUAUGACAGCCCAUUCACUAGAACGAGAACCUUCUGAGCUGCGAUAUUGAUAGACUACCAUAUUAAGACAUUUAAAAUAAAAAAAUAUAUUCAUUUCUCCAGAGUGGAUAAAAAGUAACCUGUAAGUAGCCUAUCCCAACGUGUCAAAUUUAAUAGUGUGCUCUCACCUGAACAGUGCUGCAGUCCGUAACAUUAUUAUUAACCCGGAUUCAGGUUACAAGAUUGGAAGUGGAGAUGUUGGGAAAACAUUUUCUCUGGGGUUGUCUCCUUUCGGUGUCAAUUCCGUUAUGUUUCGCCGAAGACCUGAAGAGGGAUGCGCAUAUACAGCAUGAAAAUGAUUCAGUUUGGAGCCAAGGGAAACCCGGAAGACUGUUUGCCAGGAGACGGAUUUUGCCACAUCAGGGACAGCACCACGUUGAAUUUCAGAAACACGAGCCUGUAGCCCCUGCCCGGCGGUGUGGCCGUCUGAUGGAUAGCUGUGCCCCUCACACCCCCUGCUGUGACCCCUGUGCUUCCUGCCGCUGUCGCCUCUUCAACACCAUCUGCCACUGCUGGAGACUGGGCCCACACUGCCCCAAGAAGACCUAGACAAACACACACACACACACACACCAUACAUAACUCUUCACCACAUAUACACACACGACUGCCACUGUUGGAAACUGGGCCAGCACUGCCCCUAGAGGAACCAGAGACCCUGUACAGGCAAACACACACACUCACAUACACAUCUCACAGAGACUGCUAGACAUCACACUGAUGCACUUGCACAGGUAAACACAUACGGAUACAAAAACAUGGACAUACUACACAGAUAUAUAUGCUUAAAUGUUUUGGACCUGAUGAAUGACACAUCACAUAUCACAAGGUCCACAAUAUAGGUUCAAUGACACAUCACGUAUCGCAAGGCCCACAAUAUAGGCUCAAUGACACAUCACGUAUCGCAAGGCCCACAAUAUAGGUUCAAUGACAGAUCACGUAUCGCAAGGCCCACAAUAUUUUCUAUGUAUGUAUAUAAACGAUGUAUGGAUGUGUUGUGGAUAUGUAACAGUAUAUGUUUCCUGCACAACUGUAUUAAUUCUGCUUUUGUAUAACUGUGCACCUCUGCUACUGUAGAUUGUAGGUCAUGUCGAGCCAAUGCUAACCCAUAAAAAACAUCAAAUAACUUCCACAAACAUCCUCUCUAUAUUUUCUCUAUUGAAUAAAUAACUUUGUUAGCCUCA